Aethina tumida (small hive beetle) is the source of this 1853-nucleotide messenger RNA. Its product is annotated as annexin B11. The transcript has 7 exons. The record is from RefSeq and is a predicted model, not a curated record. Gene Ontology annotation, molecular function: calcium ion binding; calcium-dependent phospholipid binding. Lineage: Eukaryota; Metazoa; Arthropoda; Insecta; Coleoptera; Nitidulidae. Gene Ontology annotation, cellular component: cytoplasm. The coding region runs from base 144 to 1592 and encodes 482 amino acids.
CUGUUAGUUAGGCGGAGUUAGUCAUAGUUCCUGCAAGAAUACGAGAUAAACGUAUAUAUUACUCAUCCAAAAUACGCAAACGAACAGAUAAAGAUAUUCCCGAUUUUUUCUGAAGAAACUGAGAAGAUUCAACGAGUGCUAAAAUGAGCUACAACUAUCAACAGGGCUCUGCGCCGUACCCUCAGCAAAAUUCUCCCUACCCCCCGCAACAAGGGGGAGCACCUUACCCCACGGUAACACCAUACAAUGUAGGUUUCUCCUCUAACGCACCCAUAAGCAUGCCCCAACCAAUGCCCAUGCCCGUUUAUUCCCCACCAAAUCCCGGUUAUCCCCCGGCUCCCGGUGGAUACCCACCCAGUGCUGGAGGCCCGGGAUAUCCGCCCAGCGCCCCUGGGGGUUAUCCCCCGAGUUCAGGAGGUUACCCUCCAAGUUCGGGAGGUUACCCGCCAUCAGGUUGUCCGGGGUACCCUCCACAGACUCCCCAGGGGAGCGGCCCUUACCCCAACGCGCCAGGUGCUCCUUCGAGUGGGGGGUAUGGAGGGGGACCCCAUGGACAGGGUGGAUGCUACUCGAGUCAGCAACCCUUUAGCUAUACCGCUCCUCCAGUACACGGCUCCCCCCAUCAUACAGCUCCAAAGCCAAAGAGGACACCAACUGUAGUCCCGGCCCAUCCAUUCGAUGCCAGGGCAGAUGCUGAAGUGUUGCGUAAAGCCAUGAAAGGUUUUGGUACAGAUGAGAAAGCCAUCAUUAAUGUCCUAUCCAGGAGAACCAACCAACAACGUUUAGAAAUCGCCGUCCAGUUUAAGACACUUUAUGGAAAAGACUUGAUAAAAGAUUUGAAGAGUGAACUGAGCGGCAACUUUGAGAAUCUCGUUGUUGCAUUGAUGACACCGUUACCCCAGUUCUAUGCCAAGGAACUUCACGAUGCCAUUGAUGGAGUUGGAACUGACGAAGAUGUUCUCAUUGAAACGUUGUGCACCAUGUCCAAUGAAGAGAUUAGGACUAUCCGUGCCGCUUACCAUUCAAUGUACCACAGAUCGCUUGAGAGUGACUUAAAGGGAGACACAGCUGGAACCUUCAAGAGAUUGAUGGUGUCACUUUGUAAUGCUGGAAGAGACGAAAGCUAUGCGGUAAACCCUCAACAGGCAACAGCUGAUGCUCAAGCAUUGCUAAGAGCUGGAGAACUUCGCCUUGGCACAGAUGAAUCUACUUUCAACAUGAUCCUUUGCCAGAGGAACUAUGCUCAACUCCAGUGCAUUUUCCAAGAAUACCAAAGACUGACCGGUCAUGACAUCGAAAAGGCUAUUAAGAGUGAAUUCUCGGGUGACGCCGAAGAAGGAUUGUUGGCUGUUGUGCGUUCCGUUAAAAAUCAAGCAGCCUUCUUUGCUAAGAGAUUGAACGCUAGCAUGAAGGGCUUGGGAACAAACGACAGACAACUUAUUAGACUUGUAGUCUCUAGGUGUGAGGUGGAUAUGGUAGAAAUUAAGCGGGAGUACCAAGCCAAAUAUGGAGAAUCUCUUGCUGAUGCUAUUAAGGGUGAUUGUUCUGGAGAUUAUAAAAAGUGUCUUUUAGCUUUAAUUGGUGAAAGCUAAGUUUGGUUCAAAUUAUUAUACACUGUUUUUUGAUGUUAUAUUGUAGAGUUACUUCAAAACUUCUUAUACAAAAGUAUUGGUGUUAUUAUAAACAUUUUUGCCGUUAUCAAUUUAUUUUUUAUAUACCACUUCAAAUAUAAAUAUUAAUUUUGUUGUUUUAAAUAUUUAAUUUUUAAUGUUAUUUUAUAAAGUCAAAGAAUUAAUAAUAUUAUACUAAAGUAUUGUAUUUUAAUAAACAUGUACUAUUUCCAUACUUAUACA